Messenger RNA from Eupeodes corollae, 2085 nucleotides. RefSeq lists its product as uncharacterized. Bases 1 to 2085 code for a protein of 694 amino acids. The transcript has a single exon. Lineage: Eukaryota; Metazoa; Arthropoda; Insecta; Diptera; Syrphidae. The record is from RefSeq and is a predicted model, not a curated record.
AUGGAGUCUUCCAUCAAGCUAGUGGAUGGUCAGUAUGAAAUCGGCCUCUUAUGGAACUCUGACAAUGUAAGAUUACCAGAUAGUUAUCCGAUGGCUUUCAGAAGACUUGUCAGUUUCGAAAAGUCCUUGAAAAAGAAACCACACUUACUAGAAUGGCAAAACAAUCACAUGCGAACAUUGUUAGAAAAGGGUUACGCCAGAAUCGCUUCGGAGCAAGAGUUAUCAAUAAAGUGGCCUCGAGUUUGGUACACACCCACUUUUAUUGUAGAAAAUCCCAAUAAACUCCCAAUAAAACCAAGAUGUGUGUGUGACGUGGCUGCUAAGGUUGAUGGGGUUUCACUCAACACUUUUCUCCUAAAAGGACCUGACAACCUUGUGCCUCUCCAUGCUGGUCUAUUUAAAUUCCGUGAAAGUAAAAUUGCUGUUAAUGCUGAUGUCAAAGAAAUGUUCCACCAAAUUAAGAUUAAAAAGGAAGACCAGCAAUGUCAAAGAAUACUUUGGAGAGAUGAUGACAUUUCAAGAAAGCUAUUGGUUUACAUAAUGCAAGUUAUGAUGUUCGGCCCUCGAUGUUCACCCACAUGUGCACAGUUCGUCAAAAACCAUCAUGCUAACCUUUUUAAAGAAGAAUGUCCGGAAGCUGUGGAUGGUUUGACAAAAAGAACAAAUGUUGAUGAUUAUUUUGACAGCCACAACACAGUUGAAGAAGCAAUCUCAGUCACCAGAGAUGCCAUACGAAUUUACAAAUCCAUGCAUUUUGAUCUAGUUUCUAUACAAUCUAAUAGCUUUGAACUUCUCUCUCAGAUGCCAGAAACUCAAGUCAAAACUAAAUUAGUCAGCAUCGAUCCAAACGAAUGCGAGGGUUAUAUCGCAAAGGUCUUAGGAAUAUUUUGGCAACCUUCUUCCGAUUGUUUUCUUUACAGACUUGCCGAAGAUGACGAUUUAAAGGAGAUGGUCUUAUCAUCCAAUGCCAUCACAAAAAGGCGUAUUCUUCGUGAGAUUAUGCGAGUGUUCGAUCCGUUGGGCCUAAUUUCAAUCUACAUCAUUAGAGGUAGAAUCAUUCUUCAAGAGGUUUGGCGAGAGGGUUUUGACUGGGACGAGCCAAUCUCAUCAGAAUUGCAAACCAAAUGGUUAACUUUCAUCAAUGAGCUGAAGAAAAUUGAAAGACUCCGAAUUCCACGUCGAUACAUCUCUUUGAAUCCUGACGAUUGCAAGGUAAGCCUUAUUACUUUUGUCGAUGCAUCAGAAAAGGCUUUUGCUGCUGUAGCCUAUUUUCGCUUUGAAUGUAAUGAAAUGGUAGAAGUAUCGCAAGUAAUGGCUAAGGCUAAAGUUGCACCUGUAAAGCAAUUGACUAUUCCAAGGUUAGAGUUACAAGCUGCUGUCCUUGGAGUCCGUUUGGUAUCUACUAUAAAGCAAUCGCAUACAAUAAAAAUUGAUGAAGAGUUGUUUUUAUCAGAUUCUACUACAGUUCUCUCUUGGAUACAUUCAACAACAUUCAAAUUUCCUACCUUUGUUGCAUCUCGUGUAGGAGAGAUCCUUCAUUCUUCAUCUCCACGACAGUGGUAUCAUGUCCGUUCAAAUGACAAUGUUGCUGAUGAUGGAACAAAAUGGUUUGAUGAAUGCAUGGGAGAUCAACUUACAAGGUGGUUUGUUGGUCCAGAUUUUCUUAAGAAAGAAUUUUCGGAAUGGCCUAUUAAACCUUACACUCAACAAGAACAAGAAUCAGCAGAAAUUGUUUCGGUGCACAUUAGACCUGAAUUGCCUUCGUUUGAUGUCUACAACAGUCUGAGUGCAAGAUUUAAAGCAAAAUGGUCUUCCUCUGUUCGAGUUAUCGCUUUUUUGCUCAGAUUCAAAGAUGUCAUUAAGAAAAUUCCGUUCGAAAAACAAGUCUUCAUAACGCCAACUGAAUACACCCGUGCUGAAAAUUGGCUUUUUCGAAAAAUACAGUGUGAAGCCUUUCCCGAAGACUUAUUAUCUCUUCAAAAGAAUGGAAGGGUAUUUUCAAGAAGCUCCAUCCUUAGUUUGUCACCGUUUUUAGACGAAGAAGGAACAAUUCGAAUGCGUUCGCGAGCUCAAAAAGCCAAUUGA